Molecule: messenger RNA, 933 nt
Organism: Paramecium pentaurelia
Lineage: Eukaryota; Ciliophora; Oligohymenophorea; Peniculida; Parameciidae
Source: the annotation of a GenBank genome assembly
GAUGUAUUAAAAAAAAAUAAAAAAUCAUGAGUUCAAUUCCAAAGACUUUUCUUCUGAAAAAAAUGAAGAAUCUAUACUAAGUUUAAUUUAAAGCAUCAAGGAUAAUAAAUAGAUAUAAGAAUUAAUGUAAUUCUUAGUUCAACUCACAUCUAUUGAUAAAGCUUUAAUAUAGGGCGGGUCGAAUUCAUUAUAUUUAUUAGUUUAGAUGAAGGUGGACCUUAGAAACAAAAAUUUGUAAAAUAUUAAGAUCUAAAAUACUUCUUUAGUAGGAUCUAAUUUUGUUAGUUGUAAUUUUAGUGGAUCUUAAUUUAAUAAUGUCAACAUAACUGGAAUUAAUCUGAAUGGAGCAUAAUUAAUUAAUUGUAAAUGGAAAAUCUUGAGAAUCCAUGAAUUAAAUAAAUUUAAUGGUCAUAGAUAUGAAGUAAGAUCAAUUUGUUUCUCUCCUGAUGGAAAAACAUUAGUAUCUGUAGGUGAUAGGUAUUAUGGAGGUGGUGAUUAGUCUAUCCGUCUAUGGGAUGUCAAAACAGGAUAAUAAAAAGCCAAAUUAGAUGGUCAUAGUGAAUGGGUCUACUCAGUCUGUUUCUCUCCUGAUGGAAAUACAUUAGCUUCUGGUAGUGAUGAUAACUCUAUCCGUCUAUGGGAUGUCAAAAACAACUAUUGUUCAGAUUAUAGAUUUAAAGAAAUUUAGGUUAAAAAUACAAGAUAUCCUUUUUUAACACCCCUUUGCAGUAAAAGAAUAUUAUUUAAAAUUUAGAUACAUCUAAUAUUAUGGUUUACCCAGACUUCAAUUUUUCAAGGUUUAAGAGAGUUUUUUAUUAACAACCGUUUCCUUUUAAGAGAAUUAUUGGAGUAACACUUGAUUAAUUUAAAAACUAACUUAUAUUAACCCUUAAUUUAAAUCUAUUUUAAUAUACUUCUUGUGUCCAAUAUUUG